AAGUCGCAUUUGACAGGUGCAACUUUCACCACAUCUAUCUUUUCAUGUUUUCACAACAAACUGCCACGUUUUUUCUGUGAAAGAGAGCAAUUAAUUAAUUGCUCGUCAUCUCUGUAUUGAAUUAAGGAUCUCUGCUACUGCAGCAUCCAUAAAAUCUGCAAAACUCUCUUGUGUCCAACAUUCAAAGAAAGAAUUUCCAAAAACACUGCGAUGACGCCAAAAGUUUUCUUUACAAAAUUCUUCUUUCAAAGGUUGAAAUCAAUAAAAACACCAUUCCGGGGAUGCCUGUAUGGAGUAGAACAGCAUGAUUUGCGAAUUAUUUUGGGCUUCACGGUAUGCCUCCCUCCGGACGAUGAUUCUUCAAUCUUCUUCAAAGCUAGUCGCGAACUCGAAGAUAUCACCAAUAAUUUACCAGCUGGUGUGGAAUUUUGUGGAUACAUUACUGCUGAAGAAGAGGAACCGGAUGCGACAAAGCUACUGGUAUGUAAUGACAUCGAUGAUUCCGUAUUGGUGACGUGUAGUCUCAAUGAGGAGCAGAAAGCAAGAGCCGGUAAGGUGGCCAAUGGUAAAUUCAAAGAAAUUCCCUACGAAAUCCUUGAAAAUGCUGAAUUGCUGGAGAAAUUCUACCUCGUUAGGAUUCAAUACAACUCGCGAAUUUUCCUCAGACAGACUCCAGAGCCCGCUUGGGCUUCCUUUGAAGAAAUAAAAGAAAAUUUAUCUUUGGGAAAGCUGGUAUUUCUUCCCAAAGAUUCAGAUUUAUUUCUUCAUGCGAAAAUUGGGAGAUCCAAAAACAAAUUAGACGGAUUUCCAUCCACUGUUGCGGAUAUUUAUGCAAAAAUUACCAAAAACCCAGAAGAAUCAAGAGGAAAGGGAAAAAAGGAGAUUCACUUAGAGCAGAGAAUCCUCAAUUUGGAGACUUUGAUCAAUGUUACUGAAGAUAAAAAUGCUCAUUCGAAGAAAUCUUGCUUAAAAAUUAAAUUCAGUAGCGAAAAGAUGUUAACAUUCCCAUUGGUUUUGGAUGGAGUUGCAUUAGUUCCCUCCAAAAGUACCCCUAGUGAACUCUAUGAUCUCUGUGUGGUGGCACUUGAGAGAAAUUUAGCACUCGUAGUCGCUGGGACACAGGAGAGAAUUGACAGAGAACAGGAUGUCCUACCAUUAAUGCCCUACAAUGUUAAACUCAAUGACUUUGGUCAUCAUUUCCUGUGCGUUUGGCCAGUAGGGGUCGAGUCAAGUGAUUCUACACUCAAGGAUAAGCGCAGAGUAUUUCACAAAACUCUCGGAUUGCCUCUCACGAGACCCUACUUUCGUCGUAUGAAUGCCACUCCUGAGGCAGAUCCAAAUGUUCUCCAAAAUACCCACAUUGGGCUUAAAUCCUCCCUUCCUGGGGGGCAGCAGUACCUGGUUCACGGUACCUAUGGGUACUACCACUAUAUGCAACAGAAAUUCGAUGAUUCAGGCUGGGGAUGUGCCUACAGAUCCCUUCAGACUAUCUUCUCGUGGUUCCGGCAUCAGGGCUAUACGGAGAAACCCAUACCCAGUCACUAUGAUAUCCAGGAAGCACUCGUGAGUGUUGGAGACAAAAAUCGUGCCUUCCUCGGUUCUAAGCAGUGGAUUGGCUCAACAGAGGUGUCCCUUUGCCUAGAGAAAUUUCUCAAUAUCUCCUCGCGCAUCAUGUUCGUUCAAUCCGGCGGAGAUUUGGCGCACAAAGGGGCCGAAUUGGCGAUGCAUUUUGAAUCCCAAGGUACCCCCAUCAUGAUUGGAGGUGGUGUACUGGCGCACACAAUAAUCGGCAUUGAUUACAAUCGCAUCUCUGGUGAAAUUAAAUUCCUCAUUCUCGAUCCACAUUACACCGGGGCAGAAGAUCUUUCGACGAUUCAGCAAAAAGGCUUUUGCAACUGGAAGACCAUCAACUUCUGGGACAAGAAGUCCUACUACAACCUUUGCAUGCCCAUUAGACCAAUUGAAUUCUAAGCAUUAAUCGUGUGUUGUUUGGUGUUGUUGUUUUUUUUUAUUGAGAUAAAAAGCUUUUCAACUUUUCAAAAAAUAUAUUUUUACAUCUCUUUCUCUUUUAUAAAUUAUCUUACACUUGCCAAGAAAAUCGUGAAAAAAUACUUUCGAGAUUUCCUCUCAAGGAGAGUUUACUCUUUUUUUUUUAAAGCUAAAGGAAAAAGGUCCCCACAAUUAAGCACAAAGAAACUUUAGAUUUUUACUGUUUGACAACAACUUAACUUUCACUAAAAGAGUCCUCAGUCAAAGAGUUAAACUAAAGUUACGGUUUUUGGUUUUUAAAUAAAUUUCAAGAGAAAAAAAAAAGUAUUUUGUGUGGCCUUUUGCAAAAAAAUCACUAAAAUUCAAUGCUAUUUGGGAUUAAGGAUUUAAAAGAUACUUGGAUAAAGAUAAAAUAAAAAAAGGUACACCUAUCUUAUGUGAAAUUCUUGUAAUCUUUGUAAUUUUUUUUAUAAAUAGAAAACUUCUUUAACUUUCUUUUAAAAAUUGAAAAAUACAUAAAGACAAAUUGUUCAGCUAAAUUAACAAUUAUAAUAGAUUUUUAGAAAAAAAAAUGAUACUUAAUUUAAAAAAAAGCCAAUUCUCGCGGAAAUAGUUGUGCCCCACAAUGUAUUAAUUUUCAUUUUGUAUAAUAAUUUUAUUUGUUCGAGAGUAUUUUGUAAUUUUAACUAAAGAGCUUUUUUUAAGUCUUAUGCUUAUGAUCUUUAUCCAAGGAUAUAAUCCUUUUCGUUUUCAUUCCAAUAAAACUUUCAUCCCAAAGGCGACUCCUACUUUGAAUAACUUAUGUACAAUAAAUAUUAUAAUAUAUACAAAGAAGUACAUUUAAUUUUACAAUUUGUAUUGCAUUUACACGACAAAAAGACAUUAGAAAUAAAAAUCAAAAAUUAUUCUAUAAUU
This is a messenger RNA of Lutzomyia longipalpis, 2904 nucleotides long. RefSeq names its product ufm1-specific protease 2 (gene Ufsp2). The record is from RefSeq and is a predicted model, not a curated record. Lineage: Eukaryota; Metazoa; Arthropoda; Insecta; Diptera; Psychodidae. The coding region runs from base 211 to 1971 and encodes 586 amino acids. The transcript has 2 exons.